ACCAUCAGAUGGAGGCCAACAGACUGGCUUCCGGAACUUUCUCCAAAUAUUGUCACCUAAACGUGAAAAAAUAUUUUUUUGUUUAGCUUUAAAACAGGAGAAAUACAGAUUGCACAUUGAACAAUACCGUACACAAUGCUAGUACUCCACGUGUGCUCUUUAUCGUCCGGUUGAUCUCAAAAUGCCAUGAAGUCAGGUCAUGACUCCGUAUCAACAAUGUAGCCCAUUGCAUACCUUCACCACUCUGUGUAAUGAAGCAGCACCUACUCUCUGUCCUGUCUCCACUUCGUUUCUAACCGUAUCCUCUGGAUCUGGUAUCAGUACUGCAGAGGAUACAUCUUUCUAAAGCCUUGGGAUUAGUCUGGUUGCUCUUUGCAGUCUCUCUCGCAAAGCCACAAUGUCCAUUUUGUACUGGGAAAAACAGCAAGAUAAAUAAACUCUCAUAAAAUGUGCUCACAUUACCAGCCACAGAGAGGUUUUCAAAGCACUGGACACAAUUAAAGCUUGCACUGUACUUGCACCCCCUGACUGCUUUAGAAAAUAAAAACAAUUCUCAUUAUUCCCAAUAAAUUAAAAGGUUUCCUCAAUUUAAAGGAUGGAAAUUAUGAAAACGGUGUAUCAUAACUGAACAAAUUCACCUCAAACACCAUCAUUACCAUGCACUUCUAAAUACACAUCUACUUCAUAACCCCCAUAAAGAACACAGUACAAUAUACACCAUCAGAGCUUAUACAACACAAUGCACAUUUCUAUAGAGUCUUUCAUCCAAGGAUCCUAAAGCAGUUCACACCAAAAAAAUGAACACUUAAACCAUUAAAUUAAAAACAAAUCUAAUACAAAUUGUAAUAAAGCUGAAAUAAAAGAGAACCCCACCCCACCCCACCCCAAAAAAAGAAACACGGUUUUAAUUGUAAAAAGAAAGUUGAACCUUCCUUAACUGAGGAGCUUUACAAGAAAAGGCCAUAGAUGCUACAGAUGAAAAGCUGCUGCUUCCUGUCUUCAAUCAGACCAUGUCACCUGACCUACAGCUAGUACUGCGUUCAACUUGACGAUUCUGAGCACAGCACCAGGGGGAUGCAUAAGAAUAUUAAAAUGAAUCCAGAGACUAUUUCAUACAGGUGAAAUAUGAGGAGAAAGGGCAGAUCUUCUGACAAUAUAGCACUAUAAAAUACCUUGCUUGGGUCUCCCCCAAAUCCAGCAAUAUUUUGUUGAAACUAAAUGAGAGCAGCCUGUUGGUCCAGAAUGCCGUAGUUUCUGGUUGCUGGUUUUUCAGGAUCCAUCCCAGUUACAAGGAAAUCAAAGACACCUGCAUCAAAAACAAAUGGAGCAAGAGAACCCAGACCCACUGAGGCGGAUUGAAAAACAAAACAGUACAAUCAAAGGAAUACGGAAAUAAAAAAAAAAUAAAAAUACAUUUAAGCUCUGAAAAAUCACCCCAAAUGUAGUGUUCAAAUUUAGACUGUAUGUCCUUUAAAGCUAUGAACAUUAUAUCAGUAGCGGAUACGACAAGUCAAAUAUACAGUGCGUAAUCCACACUAAUGGGUUUCCUACAAGAAGUAAUUAAACCAUUUGCAGUGUAACAGCAAGGCAUGUGACUGACUGAGACAUUUAGUCUUACACAUGCAUAGAGAAACAAGCCAACGCAAAGCACUCUGCUCUUACCUGCACAUGAAUAGAGAACCAAGCCAACACAAAGCACUCUGCUCAUACCUGCACAUGAAUAGAGAAACAAGCCAACACAAAGCACUGCUCAUACCUGCACGUGAAUAGAGAAACAAGACAACACAAAGCACUGCUCAUACCUGCACAUGAAUAGAGAAACAAGCCAACGCAAAGCACUCUGCUCUUACCUGCGCAUGCAUAGAGAAACAAGCCAACGCAAAGCACUCUGCUCAUACCUGUACAUGAAUAGAGAAACAAGCCAACGCAAAGCACUCUGCUCUUACCUGCACAUGAAUAGAGAAACAAGCCAAUGCAAAGCACUCUGCUCUUACCUGCACAUGAAUAGAGAAACAAGCCAAUGCAAAACACUCUGCUCUUACCUGCACAUGAAUAGAGAAACAAGCCAACCCAAAGCACUGCUCAUACCUGCACAUGAAUAGAGAAACAAGCCAACGCAAAGCACUCUGCUCUUACCUGCACAUGAAUAGAGAAACAAACCAACGCAAAGCACUCUGCUCAUACCUGCACAUGAAUAGAGAAACAAGCCAAGGCAAAGCACUGCUUAUUCCUGCACAUGAAUAGAGAAACAAGCCAAUGUUAUUGAAAAGGAAGUUAAGUAAAAAUAAAUAAAUAAAUAAUAAUAAUAAGUUGUACCAACGUGAUCCCCUUAGUGAGGGUAAACCAGGGGUGGCCAGAGUUGGGUCUGUCCUAAAUUGUUUAAUUGAACCAAUUAAAACUCCCAUCUAGACCCCAGUGCAGUUAUUUUCUUGUAUAUGUUAAAGAUGGGUGGUGAGGCUCCUGGGGUAAAUAAUCACGUUGAUUUGAACGCUACUUUUUAACAUCGCUAUCUGCAGACACACCUUUGUGUAUUUCACGAUAAACCACCAUUGUUAAGCAGGUGACUUGAUUAUUUGAUUGUUUAAUUAUUUGGAUUCUAAUGAAAUGAAACUAAAACUUGAAAAAAAGCUUCUUUUUUUUUUUUUUUUACUGAACUUCAAUGUCAAGCAACCUUGGGUAAACUGGGAGUUUUUCAAAGUCUCACAUCCUCAUUAAGAUGUCAUGGGAGACUAAUUAGCCUAUUCUGAAUUAACUACAGACCGGUGGGUUCCUUAAUUCAAUUAUUCAAGUUGUAUUACUUUGAAAAGAAAGACUCCCACUAUUCUGUAUUUGUCCCCCAAAUACAAAUUAGACAAUUAUUCAAAACCAAAGGCAAAACACUCAAAUAUAUUGGGCAGUUCCAGUGAAAUAGAUACAUCUGUUGUUUUGGAAAUUCCAUAACAUAAUUAGAGUCACAAGUGAUUACACAGUCUACAAAGGAGGAGGUCUGUGCUGGAACGAAAAAAAAAAAAAAACACUUUAAAACCAAACGAGGACAAACUGUGAGACUACAGAACAAACACAUCGGGAUAUGGUUUUGUAAUUGUUUUGUUUAAGGCAGAAUGGGUGUUGGUGUACCAUGGACAUUGCUUGCUGUAACUGCAGCAGUGGCAGUGGCAGCUUCAACAACAGCUUUAAAGACAAAUGGAAAGGUGCUGAAACACAGAUAUUUUGGGAGGACCGAAGGGGCUUUCUCUGAAACAGUUCUGAAAGACGGGCCAAAAGUCAAAACUAAGUCUGGGACAGUUGAAGGUCUUGCUAGUAACAAGGCACAGAUAUUCUAUGGAAUCCCGUACGCUGCUCCACCAAUUAAAGCUGGCAGAUGGAAGGCACCUCGCGCCCCAACACCAUGGAAGGGAGUAUACAAUGCCACCUACCCCAGAGCAGCAUGCAUGCAGUCCUGCCGAGGGCCAUUCGGGGCGCAAGCAGAAAACAGGGAUUGCCCUGUAAAGCUCAGCGAGGACUGUUUGUAUCUCAAUAUCUUUGUGCCUCUUGAUAUAAACUUUACUGCACCUCCUGCAAAGCUGCUCCCAGUGAUGGUCUGGGUGCACGGGGGGGAUUUUGUCGCUGGCACUGCUUCCAAUCCCAUGCAUGAUGGAAGGUUUCUUGCCAGUUCAACCCAUACCAUUAUUGUCAACGUAGAAUAUCGUUUGGGUGUCUUUGGUUUCCUUGUAACUGGGACGGAUCCUGAAAAAUCAGCAACUGGAAACUAUGGCAUUCUGGACCAACAGGCUGCUCUCAUUUGGGUUCAACAAAAUAUUGCUGAAUUUGGGGGAGACCCAAGCAAGGUGACAAUAUUUGGAGAAAGUUCCGGAAGCCAGUCUGUUGGCCUCCAUCUGAUGGUCGAAAGCAGCGGGCCACUGUUUAAUCAAGCCAUCAUGCAGAGCCUUCCCUUCUCCAUUCCACUCAAGUCAAAACAUGAAGCAUUAAAGUUGGGCAAAGAUUUUGCUGAAAUAGCAAACUGCACCGAAACAGGCAUGUCCUGCCUGCUAUCCCUCACACCGGAGAAGAUCCUAGCUGCACAGAUAGAAGCAGGUCGCAAAAUAUUAAAUCCCUUUAAGUUUCUGGAGAUGUUUCAGACCUGGGGCCCGUUCAUUGAUGGGGCGUUGAUCAGAGAACAAAUCACUACUGCCUUUCGGAGGGGCCAUUGGCAGAAAGAAAAACCUGUUAUUCUAGGCACAACCUCUGAAGAAGGAGUGAUGUUUGUCUAUGGAGCCUUCAAGAAGCCCAUGUCAUUGCCUGAGUGCAUUGCAUAUGCUACUGCUAUUUUUAAACAGUACACCCUGUUAGUCCUUUACAAAUACCUGCCUCACUAUCCUGAGGAAGACCGCAGGAAACUGCUGGCGCAGAUGGUGACUGACUAUGUCUUCCUGUGCUCUUCCUGCAAAUCUGCCCGCGCCGCUGUGAAAGACAGAAGCGCUGUGUGGCUGUACGUGUUCGACCACGUCACCUCUGACCGCAGAGUUUGGGGUGACUUGACCUUCUGCUAUGACCACGUGUGCCACAGCGCGGAGCUGCCUUUCGUGUUCAACUCCUUCAGCAUGAGAAACUUCACCUUCACAGCUGAGGAGCAGGUGCUGGCCAACCAGAUCGUGUGUUACUGGGGCAGGUUUUCCCACAGCGGGAAUCCCAAUGCAAAGGGUGACCAGACUGAGUUCUGCGGUCAACAGAACCUCCCGUCGUGGCCAGAGUACACAGACAGAGGCCACUGGCUUCACAUGAAUCUUACCACAGUGUCACAUUCUCAGAUCGGUUACCGAGACGACUUCUGUAAUUUCUGGGACACACUCGAUAUUUACUAAGAAGCUGAAAUGGCAUUCUCUACUGUUCGUGGGGCCAGUGUUUACCAGAGUCUUUUCUGAAACGUGUCUUUAUAUUGUGCUCAUCAUAUUGUAAUAUGUAAUGAUCAUAUUGGAAUUAAAAUUUUAAACACUAAAUACAGCCACGUUAGCCCUCACAGACCAUUUAAAAAAGGAACUGCAUGUAAGAAAAUAAUCCAUUUGGAGAGGAUGGAACUAUGAAAGGAAGCUGAGAAUGGGGAAGGAGAGGUAAUGUAAUGUAAGGCUGACUGUCUUUUGCAAACGCUGCAAAUGUUCAACAAACAAGACUGCAGAUUUGGAAUGAUUCUGUUUCGGAUUCGGGAAAGCACUGGCCCUAACUGUUAGCACUGAGUACUUGCUGGUGAUAGAAUUUAAAAAGCUUUGUGUUUUAAUAAUAUUCACUUUUAUAGUAAUACCUGCUAUCACACAGCUCAUGCAUCUUCUUUUAAAAAGCUGCUUUUCUUCAGUAGCCCUCAAGCAAAUUGUAUAUCUGUGCAUUUAUAAACUAAAAUACUGGAGUAUUCUACCUGUAAUAUGCAGGUAUGAAUAUGUCUUAAAAACAGCUUACACCGACUUCAGAUUUCUUGUAUUUUUAUAACAAGUUAAGUUAGUUUUAUUUUCCUUUCAGAAAGAUGUGUUAAUUAUUACUGGGAAAACAUGUCACAUAGAAGCUACUGCAAAUUAAUUUGUAGUUUAAGUUAAUAUCAUUUUCUCCAUUUACUGUAAAUUUCACUAUUUUCAAUUCCUAUUGCUCACUGUCAAACAAUGUAUUAUCUACAAUUAAUAACAUAUAUUGAAACUUAUAUUUAACCCAUAUAGAGAAGUAGAGCACUUCAAAAAACAAUAAUACUUAUUCUCACUGUUAAACUUCUUUCUAUAAAUAUUAAUGAUAACCUAUUUAUAAGACAGCCCUGUUCAAUUAAAUCCUGUGUAAUUUGAUGCUGGUUUCACUUUUCCUCAUAAGGCCUCCGCUCCUGCUAAAUUAACAGUAACUUACCGUGCUGCAAUAAAUCCAAAACAUGUCACACCGAUCACUGUAUCGAUCAGUAACUGUUACAGUUCCCUGUAUUGUGUACCAUUUGUGUUUAACAUCUUGGAACCUGUGCAUAAGCAAGGCAUUGUUACUGUCUUCAGAUA
This is a messenger RNA of Polyodon spathula (Mississippi paddlefish), 5996 nucleotides long. RefSeq names its product crystal protein-like. Lineage: Eukaryota; Metazoa; Chordata; Actinopteri; Acipenseriformes; Polyodontidae. The transcript has 8 exons. Gene Ontology annotation, molecular function: cholinesterase activity. Bases 3102 to 4841 code for a protein of 579 amino acids. The record is from RefSeq and is a predicted model, not a curated record.